AUGCAAGGAGAUAUUUUCCAGAUGGAACAGUUAGCCACCCGGUCUCACGUCACGACAUUCGAACCAAACUCCGUCCGAGUAGAUAGCAACCCUAACGCCGAGGUUGCUAUCUACAACGAAGACGACCUCUCCCAUCUCCUCUAUGUGAACCAUUUACACCACGCCGGUCACAAAGACAAGGUCAUCAUCAACCAUGUCUAUCGGGACGGCUAUACCACGCCUUUGGAGUCCCAGCCAUCGGGCGUCCAGACACCCGAAACAGAAACCAACGAAACCCCAGUCCUUAGCGACUGCGAGUCUGACUUCGACGAAGGUGUGUACUUUCCGCCCUCGUCGGAUAUAUAUUAUCGAAGGAGUCCACUAAGAUUCGAAGACGGCUUUGAAUUCCCCGUCUUCCUUGGGAGGCAAGCGGAGGAGGAGGAGUCCUACAAGACUGUCGUUGAGCCUUCAGAGCGAUCCGACCUCGACAGCCAAAAUAAUCAUGUCCGGAUAGCUGCAUUAGAAGAAAGUCAUGCAUUGGAGAUUUCCGGGCCGUUGAUGUCCUGGUGGCCCGAACCAAUCGAGCUGAUGGAACAUGAAUGGAUCGACGAGAAGGUCGCCAGCGACAGUUCUAAUGUGAUGUCGACGGGUCGUCAGGUAUCAAGUAUCGAAGGACCUCUGAUGUCGUGGUGGCCGGCCCCGGUGGAAUUACUAGAACAUGAAUGGGACGAACGAUUUUAUGAAUGA
Molecule: messenger RNA, 726 nt
Organism: Annulohypoxylon maeteangense
Lineage: Eukaryota; Fungi; Ascomycota; Sordariomycetes; Xylariales; Hypoxylaceae
Exons: 2
Coding region: 1-726 (241 amino acids)
Source: RefSeq, a predicted model, not a curated record